AACCUGACAUGAUAACGUCAUGAAUCCAGUGAUUUCCCACUUACAAAAGUCAACUUUCUCUUAAUUUCAGUCUUCAUCUCAGCAACACAGAGGGCAAUAUGGAGGAGACCAUAGACAUUUACCUUACAGGGGUGCUGCGAGAAUUACAUCUAAGCAAUACAGCUGCAAAUAACCUGCCGGUGACAACAUUAUCGUGAUGAGUUUUAUUGAAUAUGGCGAUACGAUAAAAGAAGGGGACACGGCAAUUGUCUUCUUGGGACAUGAAUCCAUGUUUCCAGUGAAGGUGCAACAUGGUGGUAAAACUCAGACUAAGUAUGGUGUUAUUAGACACUCAACUGACCUCAUUGGAAAGAAGUAUGGUUCCAAAGUAACCUGCAGCAAAGGAGGCUGGGUGUACAUCCUUUAUCCGACCCCAGAGUUAUGGACUCUGAACUUACGCCACAGAACUCAAAUCCUCUAUUCAACAGAUAUCUCUUUAAUCACCAUGAUGCUUGAGCUGAAACCAGGAAGUAUAGUAUGUGAAUCAGGAACUGGAAGUGCUUCUCUCUCUCAUGCCAUCAUCAGGACAAUUGCCCCAACAGGGCACCUGUAUACAAUAGAGUUCCACCAACAAAGAGCUGAAAAAGCCAUAGAGGAGUUUGAAGAGCACAAAGUGGGGCAUUUGGUGACAGUCAAGACCCAGGAUGUCUGCAAAAAUGGCUUUGGUGUUACCAACGUGGCAGAUGCAGUGUUUCUGGACAUUCCAUCUCCAUGGGAAGCUGUAGGCCAUGCCAAAUUAGCAUUAAAACAUGAAGGUGGACGCAUAUGUUCCUUUUCCCCUUGCAUCGAGCAAGUUCAAAGGACCUGCUUAGCUUUGGAGGAACACGGCUUUACUGAAAUCACUACUUCAGAGAUCCUGCUCAGAGUGUACAAUGUUCGAACAAUUAGCUUGCAAAUCCCUGAUCUUGGAAAAACAGCAGAUGGUAAUUCCAGCACUGGGGUUGAUGGAGGCAACCUAUCAAAUGAAGAUGCCUUGUGUCCAAAUCUUCCACAGGAAACUAUACAAUUUAAGAGCGGUGUGCCACUUAAGGAAAUGGUGGGUCACACUGGUUAUUUGACCUUUGCUACUAAAAACCUAUUUUAAAUACAGGCUUGAGAGUGUUUCUGCUACGCACCCUCUGAAUGUAACUUUCCCAGCUCUUUGCUUCCAGAGCAGUUCCAUAUAUAGUCAGAUUGAUAUUUUGUUUAAAUAGCUAGGCAGGAGCACUAACCAGAUCAGCCUUGGCAACGUGCUGUUGUUCUGAAACAAUGCUUGCCUAGUUGUCAGAUAUAGAUGAUGUACUAAUAACUGAUAGGUGCAUUUUGGAAUUUACAAAGUAAAAGUCACAGGUGUGUGUGUGUGUGUUGCUUUUUGACAUUUUUCUCCCUCGAAGAGGGUUAGCCAUAAAGAUUUUUUUUCAUGCCUGAAUAUUUGCUUUAGAAAUAUAUAUUUUUAAAAAAAUAUGAAACAAGUCUAGUGUGGCUUUCACUUAAGCUAUUAAAAACCACAUCAUGUGAAGUAAACAUGUUUUUUAUUCAUACCCAAAAAGAGCUUCAGGAUGCAGAAAGGCAUGUACCAAACUCUUGCCAGCAAUUCCUUAAACCGAAUGCAUAUUUUUCUUGGAAUGACAACUGUCUUCUGCUUUGGAGCUCAACCCUGUGAUAGGGCAAAACUGCUUUCAGUUAAUUGUUGAAGGGGCUGCAACACGGGCAGCCCCUGCACUCCAAAGUACCUGUUGAUCUUUGAAUCCAGUGUGGUAUAUGAGGGUGUUGGCUUUGUCCCUCACUAGUAAAAAA
Crotalus tigris (Tiger rattlesnake) is the source of this 1815-nucleotide messenger RNA. RefSeq names its product tRNA methyltransferase 61A (gene TRMT61A). Lineage: Eukaryota; Metazoa; Chordata; Lepidosauria; Squamata; Viperidae. The record is from RefSeq and is a predicted model, not a curated record. Gene Ontology annotation, biological process: tRNA methylation. Gene Ontology annotation, cellular component: nucleus; tRNA (m1A) methyltransferase complex. The coding region runs from base 197 to 1123 and encodes 308 amino acids. The transcript has 4 exons.